This is a messenger RNA of Papilio machaon (common yellow swallowtail), 1227 nucleotides long. Its product is annotated as WW domain-containing oxidoreductase. Lineage: Eukaryota; Metazoa; Arthropoda; Insecta; Lepidoptera; Papilionidae. The record is from RefSeq and is a predicted model, not a curated record. The coding region runs from base 49 to 1227 and encodes 392 amino acids. The transcript is spliced from 6 exons.
AUUGAUUUAAAUUAUUUUUAUAAUCUUGUAAUUCGUGUUAUUUAAGAAAUGUUAUUCAAGUAUAUUUCUAGAAAGGUAACUGUAAUAAGUCGGGUGCAUACAAGACAUGUCACCAACAUAUCAAUAUGGAGAAACGAUGUCCUGGAAAAUGCUUUGAAAUUUAUACAGAGAAAUGUGGAGUUCGUACGGAUACACGGACCAACUGCUGACGAGGUAACAAGAGAUGUUAAUUUGACAGAUAAAACAUGUCUAAUAACUGGAGCAAACAGUGGGAUCGGUUUGGAAGUAACCAAAUGUUUGCUUGCGCGCGGCUGUAAGGUUUUGAUGGCAUGUCGAAACACUUACGCUGCAAAUAUUGCCGUAAAAAAUGUCCCUUGCGAAAAAGCAAACUUAAUAAAUAUCCACGAAGUCAAUCUCACUUCACUUGCAUCUGUUAAAAACUUAUCUGACAAUCUUCAGAAAGAAUACAAAAAAAUUGAUAUUGUAAUUUUGAACGCAGCUGUGUUUGGGAUUCCAUGGACUCUUACGGAAGACGGCUUAGAAACUGCUUUCCAAGUGAAUUAUUUAAGUCAAUAUUACUUGUUAAUGAAUAUUGAGAAGAUUCUAGCUCCUAACGCACGUGUUGUUUUUACGUCUUCAGAAUCUCACAGGAAUAUAAAUUGGAACAUGCCAAAGAUUUUGUCGCCAAGUUUGGAACAUCUUUCGAUUCCAAAGGAGGAGUAUACUUCUAUCAGAGCGUACAACAUUUCGAAGUUAUGUUCCAUUUUAGCAAUGCACUAUUUGGGGUAUCGUUGGUUAAAUACAGAAAAAACUGUUUUUUGUGCUCAUCCCGGGUCUUUUAUCAAGACGCGGUUAUGUCGCAAUUGGUGGGUUUACGAAGCUCUUUACACGACAAUGUUGCCAUUCUCAAAAACCAUUCGUCAAGCCGCGAGCACGAUCUUGUACUGCGCGACGUCGCCGGAGCUGAGCGGCGUGUCGGCGCAGUACUUCAAGGACUGCCGGCGCUGCGAGGAGAGCGACCUGGCCAGCGACAUGCAUCUCGCCUUUAAGAUCAACGACAUCACGCGAGAAAUCCUGAGAGAGCGCGCGCCCGCCUUCAUCGACACCUUCCGAGUGACUGACAAGCCGAGCGCCAGCGUCCCCAACGUUCCCACAGAUGUCGACAAAGUGCAACGAGUUAAGGAAAACGUUGAACACGACUCUCUUAUCUCCAGUUAUACUAAUUGA